This is a messenger RNA of Entamoeba invadens IP1, 1215 nucleotides long. RefSeq names its product myosin-7, putative. Gene Ontology annotation, cellular component: actin cytoskeleton; myosin complex; vesicle. Gene Ontology annotation, biological process: actin filament organization; vesicle transport along actin filament. Lineage: Eukaryota; Evosea; Mastigamoebida; Endamoebidae. The transcript has 5 exons. Gene Ontology annotation, molecular function: ATP binding; actin filament binding; microfilament motor activity. The record is from RefSeq and is a predicted model, not a curated record. The coding region runs from base 1 to 1215 and encodes 404 amino acids.
AUGAAGAAAUUGAGAAUGACUACACCACACUAUAUUAUAUACGUUCUUUUAAAUACACAGAAGAGAAUACGCUACUUCAUUGACUCGACUGUCUUGAAGCAAUUGAGAUGCAAUGGUGUCUUGGAAGGUAUUAGAAUUACUCGUCUUGGGUAUCCAAACAGAAUCAUCUACAACGAAUUCUUGAAGAGAUACUUUUUUCUUGGAACUAACAUCAACAAGAAGUCUUCAGGUGCUAUGCCAGUAGUCAAGGAUCUCAUGAAACUAUUUUGUGAGAAGUACAAGAAACAAGCCAAGAGUGAACACUGGCAAAUUCAAAACAGAGUCACUGAACUUGUCGGUGGUCUUCAUGUGUGUGUAAAAGCCAUCUCACAAAGAAAGCUUAUUGAACAGAAACGUAAUGAACAGAUUGCUAUUAAUGUCAUUCAAGACACCAUUCACACUUGGUACCAAUUCAGAAAUUGGGUCUGGUUCAGAUUGUUACAAAAGGUCCAACCAACACUUAAGAGAAGAAGAAAGCUUGUUGAUAAAAAAAAUAAGAAGAGAGAAGUCGCUGAGAAGGCACUUUCUGAAAUGAAAAUCAAGAACGUCGACUUGGAAGCUUUAGUUGAAGAACUUAAAGAAGAUAUUGAGCCAAAGAAGGUUUCUCUUGACAAGGCCGAUAUAAAGUCACGAGAAGAACAAGAACACAUUGAGGAACUCCAAGCUGAUAAUCAAAGACUUCAAGACGGAAUUAUUGAACACAAAACGACUAUUGCUAAGAAGGACAGUGUUAUCACCGAGUUGAACAAAGACAUUGAAGAUAUGGAAAGCGAAAUUUCUGACUUGAAGAAGCAGUUAGUGGCCGAAGAAGACAAUUCAAAGAAUCUUGAGACACAAUUGCACGAGAAGGAAGACGAUAUUGCCGAUUUGGAGAAACAAACAAAGACUGCUGCUUUGACUUCGGCCAAGAAUGCAAAUGAUAAAAAGAUUUCAUUAUUGAACUCAGAGAAAGACGAGUUAGAAGAUAAAAAUAGAAAACUUGAUGAGUUGAUUAAGAAAAUUGAAGACGGACUGAAUGACUCUGACAUGUUGAAAGCACAGAAAGCCGACUACGAAGCCCAAAUCCAAGCGUUGAAAGAUGAUAUGGAGAAGACUGGAAAAGACUUGGCUGGUGCCAAAUCGAAUAUGCAUCAAAAAGACGUUGAAAUUAAUAACUUGAAUGAACAACUUGCCUAA